This is a messenger RNA of Thyridium curvatum, 2064 nucleotides long. RefSeq lists its product as uncharacterized. Lineage: Eukaryota; Fungi; Ascomycota; Sordariomycetes; Thyridiales; Thyridiaceae. Gene Ontology annotation, cellular component: site of double-strand break. The transcript is spliced from 2 exons. The record is from RefSeq and is a predicted model, not a curated record. Bases 1 to 2064 code for a protein of 687 amino acids.
AUGGAUCUGGAAGAAGUCAUAAUCAUGGGAGAGGAGAGGGAAAGCGGCACGGGAGAUGGGACCUCGUCAGUGCUCGCGGAAAGGUCACCUCUCACCAAGACCAGGUCGCUCUCGGACGGAGGAGGAACGCCUGGCCGGAAGCUCUCGCCCUCACCCCUCAUCCUCGAAUCUCACCGGCGCACCUCCAAAGAUGAUAGCUCCAUUGGCGAUAACAGCACCGGCACGCCCGUCACGCCUCGUCGACCCGACUUCCACCUGCGCGGAUUGUCUCUGCAACUGCCGCCCAGCGACUUGUCCCCGGCCGCCGCCCAGCAGUACAGGCCGGCUCCUCUAUCACCCAAGCUCGACCAGUCUCAGAUAUAUGCCUCACCUACAAACAUACUCCCCCGCCGCUCACGCGGCCUCGACUUCUCGAGAGCAGCCACGAGCCUGCACCAUUCCACACUGGCCGAGCAGCAGUCGCCGGACUCGUCGCCUACAGUCGGCGGGCGCGGGAUGAAUAUACCGGGACGCAGGCCGGGCGAGUUUGGGGCCGCCGAGACGACCAAUUCGCUGUGGUCUAUGAUGGGAAACCAAGAGAAGAUGCACAUCUCUAGCUCACUAGGUAGUGGGCACAACGUGUGCUCCGACUCAUCUUCGACUUCAGAUGAGGAUGACUUCAUGGACGACGACAUGAUGGACGAGGGCUUCGUCACGACCCCGCAGGUCAGCAAGACCUCGCAGUUGCCUGGCGUUCCAUGGUCGGGAUCCCCUGCGAUGAAUAGUCUACUUUCGUUCCAGCAGCGACAGCGACCUCGCAAGCAGCCCAAAAAGAAGGCGCGUGGACCGCUGGGUCUGGGAUUUCACUCUAUCAGCGGGGGCCCGCCGAACCUCAAUCUCUCGAAAUCACCGCCAAACAAUUUGGCGAGGGAGAGCGCCCAUGCGCGGAGGGAGAGCAUUAGCUGGGCUGCGAAUCAGCUCCAUAUCUCGGGCAACGAGAGUGACGACAAUCUCAGGUCGCAGAUGGAGAUGGGCGAUGGACUCCCUGGUACACCCAGUCGCGACAACCCUAGAGGCGUUGUGCGACGGGUGGUGACCAGAAGGGGUAACUUGCUGCCCAAGACCAAAGGCUUCGCACGUAUCCGUGCGGCGUUGAUGGAGGAAGGUGCGCCGGUAGAAUCGGAGUUCAAGCGCGAGGCCGAAGUGAUCCGUCAAGUACGAGAGAGCGACAUGGACCUCGAACCCCGGAUUCCGCCGCCGUCGAUGUCGCAGCCCACUACUACCAACUCGUCGCCGACCCUGGCCCCGCAAGACCCGCCCGAGGACGUCCCCGACGACGCGAUGCUUAUGGACUCGGUCGCCGGUGGGCUCGGACUCAGCAGCUUCAAGCGCCAGGCCGUCAAGAACUCCAAGGGCAAAGUGUUCUGGGACACGUUCUCCGAGUCCUCUUCCAACGGCGGCGGCACUGCGCCUGGCCGCACCACUCCUCCGCCCACGGCGUCCCUGGCCCGCGGCUCCUCCGCCGGCAUGAGCGUGGACGACAUGUCGAUGGACUCACCGUCGACGUGCUCGGGCCCCGUCAACAGCACGAUGAACUCGCUCGCCAGCAACGGCAUCUUCCCCAUGGCGGCCUCGACGCGCAGCUCCUCGGGCCACGACACGCCGCAGCCGGGCUUCGGCCCCUCGCUGACCCAGCUCCAGCAGCAGCAGCAGCAGCAACAGCAGCAGGUGCCGACGGCGGCCGAGAUCACGCGGCGCAUCAACACGAAGCGGCGGCGCGGCGACGACGACUUGGACCCCGUCAGCUUCAAGCGGCGGGCCGUCAGCCCGGGCAUGAGCGUGCACAACAGCCCCAUCAUGCAGAGCCCGCUGCAGCGCGACCUCGCGCCCUGGGGAGGCGGCGCCGGCGGUCCCGGGUCGUCGCGGCCGGGGAGCAACGGCGCUGACCGGCCCGGCGGGAGCAGCAGCGGGACGCAGAGCGAGAACGGCAGGGGAGGCGGCGGCGGCGGCGGGGGCAAGGGCCGCGUGGGGUUCCAGGGCAUGGUGGAUACGAACGACGGCAUCACGAAGCUGAGCAUUGAAUGA